This is a messenger RNA of Talaromyces proteolyticus, 912 nucleotides long. Its product is annotated as BRCT domain protein. The transcript is spliced from 7 exons. Lineage: Eukaryota; Fungi; Ascomycota; Eurotiomycetes; Eurotiales; Trichocomaceae. The record is from RefSeq and is a predicted model, not a curated record. The coding region runs from base 1 to 912 and encodes 303 amino acids.
AUGGGAAAAGGAUUCAAGGAUGUGAAUAUUGCCUUUGCAGGCACGCAUGAACACAGCGAAAAAAUCCCACAAUGGGUCAAGGCGAACGGAGGCAUUUAUUCUCGCGACGUGACUGAGUUGGUAACCCAUCUCGUUGCAACUGAAGCUGCAUUCACCAAAAACGUUCAAGCGGUCCAAAAAGCGAAGAAACUAAACAUCAGAAUCGUCACGUAUGACUGGCUUGAGGACUCGCUGAUGUCAAAAACCCCUGCGCCGAAAUGUGUCGGUCCUUAUCUCUGGGAGCGGGUUUUGAAAGACAAAAGGAAACGUCAGCCUGCCAAAAUGUCGAGUUUAAAGAACGUACGACAGAAAAAACAGAGGGGCGUGGAUCCGGAGAAAACCUUGGGAGAAUUCCGCAAAGGAGCUCGAGCGAUCAUUUCCGAUAUGGAGGACUUGGGAUAUCAUCUUUACGUUGAUAAAGACACUGGAGUGGCAUAUACUGCCACCCUUGUACGUUCCUCGGUCGUCAACAGUCACUUUCAUAAAGAGACGUUUCUCGCCAGGGUAUAUGAGACUAAUAAAUCUCCUCACACUUACUCCGCGUUCGUCAAGUAUAGCCGUACUGGAGCAUCCGGCAAGGACAUCCUAGCACCUGGUGGAAGCACCCUCGAUCUCGCCGUAUCUACGUUCGAGAAGUUCUUCAAGACGAAAACAGGUUUGGAAUGGAAGGAUCGUUUUGAUGAUUCAAGAGGAUGGUUUACCUUCGAACGACCUACUGGGAUUUUGGGAAGUUUGAGAAUUGAUGCUCAGAGUAAAAUCACCGACAGUGUUGCUAGAGAACAUAUGUCGAUGGCCAACAACGAUUCUGCAGAAGGACCUGGCUUGAUGCUGGAGAAGAGGACAGCCGGUAGCGCGAACUCACCACUCAACUAA